AUGCCUUCCAUCAUGAAGCUCGUUGCUGCGGCUCUCGCCGUUGCCCCCCUCGCUGCCGCGCAGACCUACUCCAACUGCAACCCUACCAAGAAGACUUGCCCAGCUAACCCCGGUAGCACUGAGUCUGACCUGAAGUUCGACUUCACCCAGCCCAGUGGCUUGGACAAGUGGACCACCACUGCUGGCAAGGUCAACACUGGCAGCAAUGGUGCCGAGUUCACUAUCAACAAGAAGGGCGAUGCCCCCACCAUCCAGACCGACUUCUACUUCUUCUACGGUGAGAUCACCGUAGAGAUGAAGACUGCUCCUGGCCAGGGUAUUGUCAGCUCCAUUGUUCUGGAGUCCGAUGACCUCGAUGAGGUUGACUGGGAGGGCAUUGGUGGCAACAACGGCCAAAUUGAGACCAACUACUUUGGAAAGGGUGACACCACUACUUACGACCGUGACACUUGGCCCGCAGUUGCCACUCCUCAGAAUACUUUCCACAAGUACACCGUCAACUGGUCCAAGGAGUCCCUCGUCUGGUCCAUCGACGGCAAUGUCGUCCGCACUCUCAACUAUGCCGAUGCUCAAGGCGGCUCUCGCUUCCCUCAGACCCCCAUGAACCUUCGCAUCGGUAUCUGGGCUGGUGGUGACUCUAGCAACGGCCAGGGAACCAUCGACUGGGCCGGUGGUGUUACCGACUACUCUGCCGCUCCCUUCAGCAUGUACAUCAAGAGCGUCGAGAUCAAGAACGCCAACCCUGCCGAGUCCUACACCUGGUCUGACAUGUCUGGUUCUUCCGACUCUAUCAAAUUCACCGGCUCCAACGCUGUCAGCGCCCGCAGCACUACCACUACUGCUGCCCCUACCUCUGUCACUGAGGCUUCUCCCGCCCAGACUUCCUCCGCCGAGGCUUCCACCACCGAGGCCUCCUCCACUCCCACCACCCUGGUGACUUCUACCCAGAGUUCCUCUGCCUCCUCCGGUACUGGCUCUUCCACUGCCGCCAGCACUGGUGCCUCUAGCUCCGGCGCCUCUUCCUCCGGUGUUUCUGGGAGCUCCAGCUCCGCCGGUGCCACUCAGACUGGCUCCGGCGCCGGCUCCGGCUCUUCCAGCUCCGGCUCUGGCAGCUCUGGCACCAGCACUCAGACCGGCUCAGGCUCCAGUACCAGUGCCUCGGCCUCUGCCAGCUCCAGCCCCGCCUUCAACGCGGCUUCCAACGUCGCUGCCAGCUACAUGGGCCCCGUGUCCAUCUUGGCUCUGGUGGCCACCUUCUUCCAGCUGUAA
Penicillium arizonense is the source of this 1269-nucleotide messenger RNA. Its product is annotated as glycoside hydrolase family 16 protein. The transcript is spliced from 2 exons. The record is from RefSeq and is a predicted model, not a curated record. The coding region runs from base 1 to 1269 and encodes 422 amino acids. Gene Ontology annotation, molecular function: glycosyltransferase activity; hydrolase activity, hydrolyzing O-glycosyl compounds. NCBI's taxonomy places the organism in Eukaryota, Fungi, Ascomycota, Eurotiomycetes, Eurotiales, Aspergillaceae. Gene Ontology annotation, biological process: carbohydrate metabolic process; fungal-type cell wall organization. Gene Ontology annotation, cellular component: fungal-type cell wall.